Molecule: messenger RNA, 2324 nt
Organism: Cloeon dipterum
Lineage: Eukaryota; Metazoa; Arthropoda; Insecta; Ephemeroptera; Baetidae
Gene: AdipoR
Product: adiponectin receptor
Exons: 9
Coding region: 221-1438 (405 amino acids)
Biological process (GO): adiponectin-activated signaling pathway
Cellular component (GO): plasma membrane
Molecular function (GO): signaling receptor activity
Source: RefSeq, a predicted model, not a curated record
CUCAGCUGGCGCUGGCGACUUCCAGAAGAAAAAGAGAGCGACCGCUUUGCUUUGCUCCCUCGAGUUCUGCCCUGGAUUUACGCACCAAACGGCGCCGCGUUUGGACACCCAGAGUUCCCGUGGCUUGCUGCAGUGAGCGUACGACAGCCUACGAACCGUAAGAGCUGCACCAGGGGACUUGAGCUGAGCGCCGAACCGUCGAAUUGGGCCAAAAACACAGAUGGAGCCUGUAAUCGUGCAACAUCAGUUCGAGGGGAUGGCCUCGUCUGAGGAUUCGUCAACGUCGUCAACGCCGCCGCUGGUUCCCAUGCUGCCCGAGGGCCUGCGUCGUCGCUGGCUGAACCUGGACGACGAGGACGAGGACCCGACCGAGGUGCCCGGCCUGCGCGAGGUCAAGGAGCUGCUUGCCCGCGACGACGAGGCCAGCGUUCUCGAAGAGGAGGACGAGGGCUGCCCAUUGCCCAGCACGCCCAUCGACACCGAGCUCUUGGAGGAGUCUGAGGAGUUGGGGCUUGGUGCUUUGGCUCACAAGGCCGCCGAGCAAGCGGAAGAGUUCGUCCUCAAGGUCUGGGAGGUUUCGUGGAACGUGUGCCACUUCCAGCAUCUGCCCAGUUGGCUCCAGGACAAUGACUUUCUGCACACUGGCCACCGGCCGCCGCUGCCCACAUUUUCAGCCUGCUUUAGGUCAAUUUUCAGGAUACACACCGAAACUGGCAACAUCUGGACCCACUUGCUCGGUUGCGUAGCUUUCAUUGGAAUGGCCACGUACUUCCUAAGCCGUCCCUCAAUCGAGGUGCAGCUGCAGGAGAAGCUGGUGUUUGCUGCAUUCUUCUUGGGUGCUAUCCUCUGCCUCGGAAUGUCAUUUGCGUUCCACACCAUGUGCUGUCACUCUGAAGUUGUUGGCAAACUAUUCAGCAAGUUGGAUUAUUGUGGAAUAGCCAUGCUGAUCAUGGGCUCGUUUGUGCCAUGGCUCUACUAUGGUUUUUAUUGCGACUUCCAGCCCAAGGUAAUCUACCUGUGUGUCGUUACCCUGCUUGGCGUCGCGUCGAUGGUUGUCUCGCUUUGGGACAGAUUCUCAGAACCCAAGUACCGAGGACUCAGAGCUGGCGUCUUCAUGACUUUUGGACUGAGCGGAGUGGUACCGGCAGUGCACCACGCAGUUGCGGACGGCUGGUUUAAUGCCAUCUCGAAGGCAUCACUCGGCUGGCUCAUCCUGAUGGGCUGUCUCUACAUCCUGGGCGCGCUCUUCUACGCCCUCCGCGUCCCUGAGAGGUUCUUUCCUGGCAAAUGUGAUUAUGUGUUCCAGAGUCAUCAGAUAUUCCACGUUCUGGUCGUGGCGGCUGCCUUUGUGCACUACCACGGGAUCUCUGAGAUGGCCAUGUACCGGAUGAGCAUUGGUUCUUGCGACGCACAGAACGAUCCACCACUCGACUUCUGAACAGAACCUAAGAGAUUGAAGACUUGAGGCUUUUUCGUACACAGCCCUUGUAAGGAGCCGAAACAGCAGGAAUGUUCCCCCUUACUCGUCCUUGUCCAACCCAAACGCAGGCAACACCCACCAUCCCUGACGCACUCUAGUUUUGUACUUUCCCUGGAAUCUAACCACUUUCCAACGUCCUGGUUUGACUUAAUAGCUCGACCAAAAAGUAGAUCUUAAUUUUUCUUUUGUCACUUGUCGUAUUCUUCGGAUUAGCUCGAGUGAUGAGAAAUGGUUGUAUGUAGAAAGAAUCACGCACGGAAGGUGUAAGCUGGCUGACCUCCUUGCUUUUCGCCUCGAUCUUGUGUUUCUUCUCAGAAAAUGUAAGAAUUACUAAAACUACGUAAUCGUGUAAACCGCUGACUACCGAGCAACGCAGCCCAAAGGCCACAAGUAGACUUCAAAGCUCAAACUAGAGCCCCGCGACUCAUGCAAUUUCGAGCAAUUCUUAGCCAGACUCGCAUCUCAUAGUCACAUUCCACAAACUUUCACGUCGCCUUUCGGCUGGCCUGCUAAUGUGUGAUUUUCAAGUCCGAAAAAAAAGAAAAGAAACCCUGAGGCAGUCGCCGUAAGCUGUUUUGUAUGUUUUUUAUUGGGACGCAGUCACUGGCCCUAUAGCUCUCCGGCGGUGCAAAAUAUUUAUAGUUUAGCCGGUGUUUUAAUUUUUUUGGUGUUUCACAAAGAAAAUUUCCAAAGAAUUAAAAAAACUGCUUCUCUACAAGGACACAGGAAUGCAUGUUUGUUAUUGUUUGUUAUUAACCUAUGUUUAGCAUUAUUCAGAUGUUGCUUCUGAUGAACGCAAUGGUUUGUGAUGUUGGGUACACAAUAAAGAAAAAUUUAAAAAUUA